This is a messenger RNA of Klebsormidium nitens, 1780 nucleotides long. NCBI's taxonomy places the organism in Eukaryota, Viridiplantae, Streptophyta, Klebsormidiophyceae, Klebsormidiales, Klebsormidiaceae. The record is from the annotation of a GenBank genome assembly.
GCUCAACAUUGCAUUGCAAUUUGCUGUCAAUGUAAUUGAGCAAUUCUCUUCUUCGUGCCCGAAUUCUUCUCUCUGUUCAGUGGCAAUAUACCUAGUUUUACGUACACGUAGACUGUCAGGACUUCAGCUCCUGACUCGUGGCAAUGCAGGCAGGAGCGAUGGGGGAACCAACUGGCUCCGAUGGUGCAAAGGGUGACAUAGCGCAGGAUUUGGUGGAUUAUUUGAAUGCAUCCUGGACAUCAUUCCAUGCCACAGCGGUCAGCAAGGAGAUGCUUGUGAAGGCAGGCUUCGAGCAGUUGUCAGAAGAAGCUGAGUGGGUUGUCAAGCCUGGGGGCAAAUACUUCUUCACGCGCAACGCAUCUGCUGUCAUCGCAUUCACCGUAGGAGGAGCCUACAAAGCUGGGAAUGGCUUCAACAUCAUUGCAGCUCACACGGACAGUCCUUGCCCCAAGUUGAAGCCGGUGUCCCUGUCCUCCAAGCACGGGUUCCUCAACGUGGGGGUGCAAACGUAUGGAGGGGGCCUCUGGUACACCUGGUUCGAUCGUGACCUCAGCGUGGCUGGCCGUGUCCUGCUGCGGCGCAAGGACGGCCGCCUCUCGCACGAGCUGGUUCAGGUGUCGCGCCCGAUCAUGCGCAUCCCGACGCUGGCGAUCCACCUGGACCGCAACGUGAACACGGAGGGGUUCAAGCCCAACUUGGAGACGCACCUCGCGCCCGUGCUGGCCACCGCCAUCAAGGCUGAGGUCGAUGGGAAGAAGGACGAAGCGGGCGGGAAGAAGGACGACGGAGGGAAGAAGAACGCGCACCACCCGCUGCUGCUGCAGAUCUUGGCGGACGAGCUGAAGGUGGACCCGGAAGAGAUCGCGGACUUCGACCUGCACGUGUGCGACACGCAGCCCAGCGUCAUUGCUGGAGCCAGGAAGGAGUUCAUCUACUCCGGCCGGCUGGACAACCUGGCCUCAUCGUACUGCGCGCUCCGCGCGUUGAUCGACACCGUGGCCGAUGGCGAGUGGCUCGCGCAGGAGAAGAGCGUGCAGAUGGUGGCGCUCUUCGACAAUGAGGAGGUGGGGUCCGACAGCGCGCAGGGCGCGGGCAGCCCGACGAUGUUCCAGGCCAUGAAGCGCGUGGCGACGCUGCUGGCGGGCAGCGAGCGCGCGGAGGGCGUGGAGUGGCGCGCGAUCCGGCGGAGCUUCCUGGUGUCCGCGGACAUGGCGCACGCGCUGCACCCCAACUACCCGGAGCGCCACGAGGAGCACCACCAGCCCAAAAUGCACGAGGGCCUCGUCAUCAAGCACAACGCCAACCAGCGGUAUGCGACCACCGCGGUGACGGCGUUCCUUUUCCGGGAACUUGCAAAGAGAGAAGGCAUCCCGACGCAAGAUUUCGUAGUUCGGAACGACAUGGGCUGCGGUUCGACGAUCGGGCCCAUCCUGUCCUCGGGGGUAGGCAUCAGGACGAUCGAUGUUGGCAUGCCCCAGUUGUCGAUGCACAGUGUGCGAGAGAUGUGCGGCACGAAGGACGUAGAUAUUUGUUACCGGCACUUCAAAGCUUUCUACCGAAAAUUUACCGAGCUCGACGAGCAGCUGAAAGUCGAAAAAUGAUUGUGCGCAUAAGCAUCGUGAUACUGGUCGUUGGACUUUUUGCUAAUACUUACAUCCGUGGCGGUUCAAACACUUGACUGUAAGUCUCGCUACUCAAGCAUCGCCACUGAGCCAUCCAAAAUACCGUCCGAGUCACACGCCGUGUUUAAGGUGAGAAGGAUGGAGUUGUCAUCUUGCCG